Molecule: messenger RNA, 663 nt
Organism: Penicillium daleae
Lineage: Eukaryota; Fungi; Ascomycota; Eurotiomycetes; Eurotiales; Aspergillaceae
Product: glutathione S-transferase family protein
Exons: 2
Cellular component (GO): cytoplasm
Source: RefSeq, a predicted model, not a curated record
GCGCACCGUGUUCAUAUUGCGCUGGCAGAAUUGGCACUUCCGUUCGAAGAGGAGAUCAUUGACUACAGUAAGCCGAGAACGCCUGAGUAUCUCGAGAUCAAUUCUAGUGGGAGGGUACCCGCAAUGAUAUACAACGGCCACAUCAUCAUUGAGUCGGCUAUUAUCGCGCAGUUUCUGGCCGAUUCAGUGGCAUCGACGCACUUGAUUCCACGAACUGGAGAAGCCCAAGGAGCCCUCGUGCGUGAGAGGAUCGCUUUCUUUGUCGAAACUUAUUUUUCAAAGGCCAAGAUCUACUACUACCGGGCAAUAGAAGCCAGAACUGAUGAAGAUGCCGAGGACCUGGGCAAGCGUUAUUUUGAUGCCGUCGUCACAGACGUUGAGCCUCUCUUGCGGGACGCGAGACCGUUCUUCAACGGCAGCAACAAGCUGACUGUGGCCGAGGUCCUGACGGCCUCAUUUAUCAUGCGCAUUUUCAUGCUGCCCUUCACCGAAGAUGCACCACUGCCAAAAUCCAUGAUAGUUGGUCUAGCAGAAAAUGCGCCGAAUUUCUACGUGUGGGCCCAGGCCACCAUGAAGCAUCCGUCUGUAAAUAGCAUCUACAACAGAGAUGUUUGUGCGGCCGAGAUGCGUGAUCGACGAGAGAAGGCUCGUGCUUUGGCAUAA